This is a messenger RNA of Cucumis melo (muskmelon), 1918 nucleotides long. Its product is annotated as piriformospora indica-insensitive protein 2. Lineage: Eukaryota; Viridiplantae; Streptophyta; Magnoliopsida; Cucurbitales; Cucurbitaceae. Gene Ontology annotation, molecular function: protein binding. The record is from RefSeq and is a predicted model, not a curated record. Bases 243 to 1658 code for a protein of 471 amino acids. The transcript has a single exon.
UUAAAAACUUUGUUGUUUUUUGAAAAAAAGAAAAGCAAAUUGUAGAGUUUUCCCUGCAAAGUCGUUCGGAAUUUGUCUGAAACCACUCUGCCAAUCCCUGACAAGGCUCUUUCUAAGGACUACACUCUUCAGUACGGCGAAUAAAAAGAUGCCAACACCUUUUCAUUUCUCCUCUCCACCAUAUCAAAGAAAAAAAACCUUGAGAACUAAACAAACAAAUCCCCCAUAAUUCCCUUUCUUCCAUGGCUCUUCUUCUCUUUUUCAUCACCCUUCUUCAUUUUUCCUCCAUUUCUGACCAGCAACAACUCCCUCUGCUUUCUUCUCUCGAACGAGACUCUGUUUUCUCCCUUCUCUCUGCUCUCAACUCCUCCGUCCCUUGGCGCACCCUCUUCCCCGACGAUGACCUCUGCUCCGCUCCUCCACAUGGCGUCGUUUGUGACUACUUUUAUCAAUCAAUCAACAGUACGGUGCCUGACUCUGUUCAUAUCACUGAGAUGAGCUUUGGUUUUAUUUCCGAUUACUCUUCGAAUCCGCCUUGUUCUUUUAAUUCUACCAUCGACCCAGUUCUUUUCACGUCCUUUAGGUAUCUGCGGAAGAUUUUCUUUUAUAAGUGUUUUACCGGUGAUGUUGUUCUUUCUUUCUCCGGCGGUGUUUUGCCGGCGUUUGCUUCGACUUUGGAGGAGCUUGUUUUGGUGGAUAAUACGGCGUUGGUUGUUUCUAUUGAAAAUUUGUUUGGAAAUUUCACUAACUUAAGAAGAGCGAUCGUUACUGGUAAUGGCGUUUAUGGCCAAAUUCCGGAGUGGGUUUCGGAUUCCGGCGAACUGGAAGAGAUUACGUUCUCACGGAAUCGUCUUGGCGGUCAGAUACCGGCGAGUCUGUCGAAACUUAAGAAGCUGAAGAUUCUUGAUCUUAGUGGUAAUUUCCUCGAUGGAUUUGUCCCUGAAUCGAUAGGAAACCUCACGGAGCUUCUGAAAUUGGAUUUAAGCUAUAAUAGAAUCUCGGGCAUAAUACCGGAAAGUUACCGAAAUCUGCAGAAACUGGAGUUUCUAGACUUGAGCUUCAAUCGUUUUGGAAAUUUCGGGAUACCCAAAUUUGUAACAGAGAUUCCAAGGUUGAAGGAGGUUUAUCUGAGCGGAAAUUUAGUAGGAGGGGAGAUUCCAGAGAGAUGGGAGAAGGUUGAAGGGUUGUCAGCGAUUGGAUUUUCCGGCAUGGGUUUGACCGGGAAAAUUCCUCCAUCAAUGGCGGUUCAUCUAAGAAGUUUAAGCUAUUUGGGACUGGACGGAAACAAACUUGAAGGGAGAUUGCCGCCGGAGUUUGGGUUUUCGAAGACGUUGAACGAAAUCAAUUUAGAAAACAAUAAUCUGAGUGGCAGAGUUCCGUUUUGUUCAAAUUUCUGUGCAAAAAUUGGGAAGAAAUUGAGGUUGACAGGGAACUCAGAUCUUUGUGUCGACGAAGAACUGAAGAAUGUGAAAAAUGGAAGCAUUUUGGGGCACAUGAAACUCUGCCAACAAUCAAAUAUCUCAGAUCAGUUUUUCUUUAAUGGGUCUUCUUCUUCUUCUUCUUUUUCUUCUUCUUCUUAUCCAUUGAUGUUUGAUUUUGCUAAGCUUCAACAUGUGGUGUUGAUCGGAGUUUUGUGGAUUUUGUUGGUGAAAUUUUAGGAGGUUUUGGGAUUUGAGGAAAGAGGAAUUAAGUAAGGGUUGGAUUAAAGAUAAUAGAGAGAUUAAGUAAGGAGAUUACACUGACUGAGAUGAACCUUUAUAUAUAAAUAGAUAUAUUUAGGGUUUGAAUGAGUGAGAAUGAGGAAAGUGGGGGUGAAAAAUUGUAAUUAAGUUGUGUUAAUUUACAGCUUAUAGUGAUAUAUUAUAAACCGUAAUGGGAUUUUGGUUUUAAUUAAGUUUAAAGCUUACUUGGUUCAUUA